Ruditapes philippinarum (Manila clam) is the source of this 2663-nucleotide messenger RNA. Its product is annotated as glutamate receptor U1-like. Gene Ontology annotation, biological process: modulation of chemical synaptic transmission; synaptic transmission, glutamatergic. Bases 76 to 1542 code for a protein of 488 amino acids. Gene Ontology annotation, molecular function: AMPA glutamate receptor activity; transmitter-gated monoatomic ion channel activity involved in regulation of postsynaptic membrane potential. The record is from RefSeq and is a predicted model, not a curated record. Gene Ontology annotation, cellular component: AMPA glutamate receptor complex; dendritic spine; postsynaptic membrane. NCBI's taxonomy places the organism in Eukaryota, Metazoa, Mollusca, Bivalvia, Venerida, Veneridae. The transcript is spliced from 6 exons.
AAAUGCUUUAAAAUUCCUUCUCACUUAUACAAACGUUUGUGGGAUUAAAGCAUCAAGGAUAUAAAAAGAACAAAAAUGUGUGAAAAAUUUGGAAUUUUACUUUCUUUAUUGGUCCUUUUCCAAACUCAGUUCGCAGAUGGUAAUAAUAAGAACACAACAAAAGGAGAAGAUUUUCCUGUUUACAGAGUAGCAACAGUAUUGAAUUAUCCAUGGAUGAUGGCGGCAAAAACUGGAUAUGAAGGUAUUUUAGUCGACUUACUCGAAGAGAUUACAAAAAUUGCGAACUUCACGUUCAGUUUUGACAACAGUCCAAAUAAAGAGUACGGACGAAUAAAAUAUACAGCUGAAGGCAUUCAAGUCAAUGGCGUGAUUGGGGAUUUAGUCUCAAAUACAGCUGAUUUAGCGGUCGCCGAUCUAAUGAUAUCAGAAAUCAGAUCUAGUGUCGUGGCAUUCUCAAGUCCAUUCGCAACAACUGGGGCUCAAAUAUUGAUGCGGCAUCCAGAUAUAAAGGGAACUCAAAGCUUUGGCUUGCUCUUUAUGCCUUUCUCACUAGCUCUUUGGAUGUGUAUCAUUGCGGCUUUGCUUAUAUCAGCUGCUGUACAAUAUAUCAUAGACCGACACAGUCAACCAGAUGGACAGAGCGCUUUUCAAAGUUUACAUUACACUUUGUCUUUGUUUCUUCUCAAAGACACUCGAGAUUUACACCCUGUUUCAACUGCUCGCAGGAUUUCAUCGGUAUUUUUUUGGACAUUUUCUUUACUAAUUAUUGUCUCAUAUAUAGCUUCAUUGGCAGCGUAUAUAUUGUUCUCUUCUACACAAAAACCAGUCAUUCCGUUUAAAACAUUUGACCAAAUGUCAAAACAGGCUGAUGUUCAAUACGGUGGCUGGUAUGAGAUGCCACUCAACUUAAAUGAUAACGUGCAAAUAUUAAUGAAUAGACAUAUUCGCUCAAGAUACACCUAUUAUUCUAACAUUGAAGAAGCUGUUGAAAGAGUCAUGGACAUUGAUAAACCCUUUGCAGCAGUUGUAGAAGGGUACGAGGGACAAAAGGUGAUAAAUCAAAAUUGUGAACUAAUGCUUUUACAAGAAAAAUUGUUUGAAAUAGAUUACGGUCUAGCUUGUCGUAGAGACAAUCAAGGACAACAACUUUGUUCUGACAUAUCAGAAGCAAUAACAAAUCUUACGGAAACUGGAAAGCUCUUUGCCAUAAUGGAUAAGUGGUGGCGAUCAUCAAAUACUUGCGAUAAAGUAUCAGAAGAUAGUUUCAUAACCGGACACUUAGGUGGAAUUAUAUUUGGAAAUUUUAAGCCGAUUGACGUAUCUGAUAUGUUAUUGGUUUUCGUUUUGCAAUUGAUAGGAAUCGUAAUAAGCAUAUCAGCAACUGUUGUGGAACAAAAAUGUUGGAGAACUGACCAAUGUCAUAAGGACUGUCAAGAUGUAAUAAAGAGAGAAAGUGGAUCGAAUGGAACAGAUAAACUUGAAAACACAGCAAAAGAAUCAAGAUUUGAGGAAACAGUUAAUGAAAUCCCAGUCACAGAUUAACCCGAAUGUCCUGAUAUUGAUGCAUAAUAACAUGAAAUUAAAUACUUUUUAAGACAUAAAAUAUAUAUUUCAACUCUCUUUUGUUAAAGAAACAGCAACAUUUAUUGUGAUCUAUAAAGAUGUUAACAGCCAGAAUAUCGGCAUAUUUGUAUAAAAUCAGAUUAAUAAGUGAAAGGGAUGUUAUUAUUGUUGUUUUUAACCAAGAGAUAGCUUGUUAUGUUUACGAAUUUUGCAAGACAAUUAAUCCAACUUAACUUUGGUUGUACAUGUAACAGUGUAACAGUUGUAAAUAAUUAAUAUUUAUAUUUGGCAUGUGCGAAAGAAUUUUUUUGAAAUAGAUUUAUGUUACGUGUACAUAUAUAAAUGUAUACAUUUAACCUACAAAUCAAGCAAUGGUUUUCGUUUUUAAAAAUAUCAUAUUACAUUCUUUGCAAUAACGUUAGUAAAAACUUUGAAUACGUUUCAAAUUGAAAUAUAUUUUUUUCUCAACAUUUAAUCAACCAUAAUUGCAGAAAUCAUCUACCUUUGAAUUACUCUGAAACAUUUUCUUUUCUGUUUAUUUAGUUUUCCAUUUUUUUGUCGUUUAGGACAAAUUUAAUGUUCUACUUUGCGACCAUAUGUCGUUCUUUUGGGCAUUCUAAAAGGUGUUCAAUUCUUUUCUAUAUUCAUACUAAGAUGGCUCAUUUUUUGUAUCUUAGUACAUGUACUAGAUUAAUUAUCAAAAAACACUUUUAAACACUAGUGAAAAAAUGUUUAAACAGAAAAUUAGCGCCAUGACUAAAGACUUAAGGUUGAAUCGUAUUUCAAUAUGUUUUGUUAUUUUCGUUCAAUUUUUAUUGUUAAAGUUGUCAAUAGGAACUACUGUCAAAGGGAUAUUGUAUAGAUCAUUUAUUUCACUGAUUUAAGCUUUUACUUUCAUCUUUUAAAUGAAUUUGGCUGAUCAAGUAUAAGAGAUCUGUGAAGUUGGCCCAUAUUAUGUGGAUAUUGAUGUAUUGAACAAAUUAAACUUUCACCCUUAAUCUGACACGAAUUAUGUGUAAAUACAAUAUAGCCAUUCAUAAUUUUAUGGAAACAUUUCAUGGCGUUGGCCCCGGAAAUGAGAAAUCUAACAAUAUGUCGGC